GCUAAUUAAAAAAUUUAGCCCAAUUUGUGUGAUUUGAACUGACCAUGCUGAUGAUUCUCGGGAUUAUUUCACCCGCCGGACGAGGUUCAACCCGUGAAAAUCACCGGAAACAGCCCUCCAUUGUCAAUCUUGUACGCCCUCACUACACUGGAAAAUUUUUACUGUAUGAUUUCUGUUUCAUUCGCGUGUGAUGAGUUAAAGGUUUUGUUCUAAUUGAUUCCCUGCCCUGAUUUCCUGUUCUUUUUUACUGAUAAGGAAUUAGGAAUUUUAGGUUUUUAUUUGGGAUCUCCGUUUGUCACUGUGGACAUCUUAAUUUUGUCUUUUGAAUGACUAGCUUGUCAAAUGUUUUCUGGGUUUUGGUUUCUGAGGUUCAUGGUUUUUGUUCCUGGAGAAAUUAUAAAGGCAUUAAAUAUUCAGAAUUUUCUUAUGCUGUGUUGCACUAUGAUAUGAAUUUCUAAAUGAGGGAGACGUGGAUUUUAGUUGUUAUUAGCUGGCUAUCCUGGAUCAUAUGUGAGGCUUAAGUUGGUUGGAAUGACUAGAAAGGGGGUAUUUUGCCGAAAAGGUGGCAACUUUCUCUGUUUAGCCAAAGAAAUCUAAACCUAUUAAGAUUAAAAUUAAUUCAUUAUAAUGGCUUCAGAGGAUUGAAUGUGUAGAAAGAUCUCGUUUUCAUAUGCUAGACUCUGAGGUGUUGAAGAACCGUUUUACCCUAAGAGGUGAUAAUGAGAUUUGAAGACGUAUUGAACUAACUCGUGACAUUGUCAAACUGAAAGUAUUUUAAGAACCAUUCACAGAUGUUGGUUGUCUGAUUCUGGAGCUAUAUGGGGACAUCACAUCAUAUGGUUGUUUAUUUUCUGUGAGUAUAUGGUUAUGUUUGAUUGGAGGACAUUUCACAUUUGAGCAUCUAAAAAAGCGAGUUAAAUGAUGGUGUGCUCCAAUUGUUCCUACUAAUUGGAAUAGACUGUUUGCUUAUUUGGUAGUUCUUGCAGAUAUGAUCAUGCCUUUCUUUAAUGGUUUGUUUUUCACUUCGACUGGUUCUUUUGGAUCACCCAAUCCCUAUAAAGCUUCUUGCUUGUAUUUCUUUUAAUGGUAUAACCAUGUGUGGGAUGCAUAUUAUAUGUCUUGGUUGUAUAUCUUUUAGCCAACAUGGGUUUCCUUUCUCAGUUCUUGGCUUGAAUUUGAGCAGCUAUGAAGGUGAGGUCAUCAGUUAAGAAGAUGUGUGCAUUUUGUCAAAUAGUUAAACGUCGUGGCAGAAUUUAUGUGAUCUGCUCUGGCAAUCCUAAGCACAAGCAACGACAGGGAAUGGCAACCUUUGCAUAUGAAGGACCUGCACCUCGCAUGUUCACUGUGACAAGUUGCAAACCGGAGAACACACUCGCGAGCAACAUUCAAGAUGGUCUGCCUUCUCUUAUAUCCAAGAAUACACCAGCAUCUGCGACACCUUGGUGGAGAGUUGGUCUAGCUUCAACUUUGUUUAAUCUUGCCACUAAGUUGUAGAAGGUUGCAACUUGAUGAUGAUCUAGCCUAGUCAAUAAUGUCAUGUUCAACCCUCAUCGAAGUUGUUUUUCUUUGCAGUAUUAGUGCUAGCUUCUUCUAUAAUGUCGGGCUAUGUUGUUCUCUCUAUAAUCCACAAAAACAGUCCAUAUUGUGGUUUGUGAUCUGCGAGCAACAGUGUUUUUUUCUUGUUCAUGAUAGCAAUUUUGUCAAAAUGGUCAGAGUUUACGGUCAGUGUGUGUUUCCUGAUUCUUUCAUGAAUUGCUCAUGCUCGAACAUUGAAAUCGGAUAAAGGAAAAUAAUGUUCUAAUACUUUUUAUUCUAUAUUAUGGUCACCCAGUCCUAGAAAAUUAAUAACUAAUUCUUUUAUAUUAUUUUAGUUCAAUGUAAUAAACCAUUUUUUAGGAGAAAGGAACCGUAAAAUAUGUAGAAAUUAGUACUGAUUGCGC
Messenger RNA from Oldenlandia corymbosa var. corymbosa, 1940 nucleotides. Lineage: Eukaryota; Viridiplantae; Streptophyta; Magnoliopsida; Gentianales; Rubiaceae. The record is from the annotation of a GenBank genome assembly.